AUGCGCUUUUCGCUCUCCAGGGCGCUGCCCUGGCUCGCCGCCGCCGCGGUGCCACUCGCCGCUGCAGAGAACAUCAUCGAGUCGCAUUCGCUCAACCCGUGCAUGACCAACUCCAGCUUCUCGGCCACGCUCUUCCUUGUCGCCUUCACGCCCGGCAACGGCAGCUUGGCCUUCAACGUCGAGGGUAUCUCCAACAUCGCCGGCAACAUCGAAGCCGAGGUCGAGCUGCUGGUCUACGGCUACUCGGCCCUCAAGACGACCAUCGACCCCUGCGACUCCAAGGACCUCGAUGGCCUGUGCCCCAUGAACUCCGGCCCGCUGACCAUCAAGUCCAACAUCGACCUGAGCGCCGACAUCCUCAAGGUCAUUCCAACCAUCGCCUACACCAUCCCCGACCUGGACGCCCUCGUGCGCAUCAAGGUCAAGGACCGCUCCACGCAUGUCCAGCUUGCCUGCGUCGAGGCCGAGCUGCUGAAUGGAAAGACAGUCGACCAGAAGGCCGUGGCCUGGGUGACUGCUGUCAUUGCUGUCCUGGGCCUGGUGUCGUCUGCCAUCACCUCCGGUCUUGGCCACUCCAACACGGCAGCCCACGUCGCCGCCAACGCCAUGUCGCUGUUUGGAUACUUCCAGGCGCAGGCCUUCUUCGGUCUCUGCGCCAUGCCGCUCCCCCCCAUUGUCGCCGCCUGGACGCAGAACUUCCAGUGGACCAUGGGCAUCAUCCGCGUCACAUUUCUACAGGACAUGGCUACCUGGUACCAGCGUGCCACCGGUGGCACGCCCACGACGUACCUCUCGCAGCUGACAGAAAUCUCCGUCGAAGUACAGAAGAACAGGAGGGUCAAGCGUGCGCUUGAUUUCACGACAGGCGCACUCGGACGUCUCGCAGCCCGCAGUAAUGCUGCUGCCACCGAGGCACAGGCUGGAACAGAGCGCGUCGUUUUGCGAGGCAUUGAGCGUGUUGGUUUCAAGGCGAAGAUCGAGACGACCAACAUCUUCUUCACGGGCUACACCUUCUUCGUCGUCUUCGUUCUGCUGACCAUCAUCGGUGUUGUUGCCUUCAAAUUCGUCUGCGAGGGUCUCGUCAAGAUGGGCAGGAUGAAGAGCAACAAGUUCGUCGACUUCCGCAACGGCUGGCGCACUGUCCUCAAGGGCAUCCUGUUCCGCGUCAUCCUCAUUGGUUUCCCUCAGAUGAUGGUGUUGGGCUUCUGGGAGCUCACUGAGCGCGACUCGGCUGGCAUUGUGGUUCUAGCCGUUCUGACCAUGCUCAGCAUGAUUGGUGUUCUCGGCUGGGCUUCGUCCAAGGUCGUCCGUAUCGCACAACGCUCGAUUUCGAUGCACAAGAACCCUGCCUACAUUCUGUACUCGGAUCCUACUGCUCUCAACAAGUGGGGUUUCUUGUACGUCCAGUUCAAGGCUGCCGCAUACUGGUUCAUCAUCCCAUGGCUCAUCUACCUCCUUCUCAAGGCCAUGUUCAUUGGUCUUUCCCAAAGCUCUGGUAAAGUUCAAGCAAUCGCUCUGGUCAUCAUUGAAGCCGUUCUCCUCGUCGGUGUCUGUGUUCUUCGCCCUUGGAUGGACAAGAAGACAAACGGUUUCAAUAUCGCCAUUGCUGCUUGCAACUUCCUCAGCGCUGUUCACUUGUUGAUGUUCUCAGACAUCUUUGGCCAGCCUGCUAUCGUCACUGGUGUCAUGGGUGUCGUUUUCUUCGUCUACAACGCCGCGUUCGCGCUUGUCCUCCUCAUCAUGCUUCUUGUCGCCUCCGCGUUUGCAUUGUUCACCAAGAACCCCGACACACGCUACCAACCCAUGCGCGAUGACCGUGGAUCCUUUAUCAAGUCGCAAACGCAGUUGACAACCGAACUCGACGCACUGGGCGCAACGGCGCGUGGCGAGGGUAAGGGCACGCACCCUUCUUCCCGCAGCCGCCUCGACGAUGAUGACGAUUUCUCGUCUACCGAAGAGCGGAGACAGCUCGCGGCCAAGGAGGGCGCGUUUUCGGAACACUAUGCCACCGCACCACCGCGCAGCCCUAUCAACCCAUCGGCAUCACCGGUGUCAUCCUACUAUGAUCGCGCGAGCCCAGCCCCUUCAGGAGGUUAUGCGCCACCAAGAAACGAUGUACAGCAGCGAUCGGCAAACAACUCCAGCCCGUGGCAGCGUGGGGCAGGAUAUGAUCAGCAUUGA
Molecule: messenger RNA, 2181 nt
Organism: Dothidotthia symphoricarpi CBS 119687
Lineage: Eukaryota; Fungi; Ascomycota; Dothideomycetes; Pleosporales; Dothidotthiaceae
Product: TRP-domain-containing protein
Exons: 3
Coding region: 1-2181 (726 amino acids)
Biological process (GO): fungal-type cell wall biogenesis; transmembrane transport
Source: RefSeq, a predicted model, not a curated record